This is a messenger RNA of Caenorhabditis bovis, 639 nucleotides long. The record is from the annotation of a GenBank genome assembly. NCBI's taxonomy places the organism in Eukaryota, Metazoa, Nematoda, Chromadorea, Rhabditida, Rhabditidae.
AUGCAAUCCGACGAAUCCCCAACAGUGGAAGACUAUGAAAAUCAAAUCGAAAUCAAAAAGGAUUCAGUAGCGUUUCAUUCGGAGCCAUCGAAACUCCGUUUUUCUUUGUUUGAUUUAUUCCGUCCACUUGCAAUGCCAACACAUGCUCCAGAAAAUUUGAAAUCGGGCUCAACGUUGUCAAAUGAUGUUCAAAUUAACAUUACAUUUUCUCCUCCAGUUCAUUGGACAUUUUGCGAGCCCAUUUGUGGAGUUGGUGAUCAAGCGGUUGAUGCGGAAAACGCCAAAGAAAUCGCUCGGGAUGAUGUAAUCGAGGCUAUAUCCGUUUCUUGCUCUCAUCUCAACAUCAAGUGCAGUACGAAAUCUGCAACCAUCGAGUAUUAUCCGGAAUCUGUCUUAGUGGAGGAUUUUGGGCCAUAUUUUGAUCUCAGUGGAAAUCGAUACCGAAUAAGUGGAAAAACUAUUCCAUUUAAAAUAAACAACAAAAAUCCAGGAAUAGUUAGCAGUUUUUCAAUACCGCUGAAAAUCAAAUUCCAAACAUUCUCUCCUAUUUCUUCAACCACUGCAGGAAAAUUAAGACAAAAGAUAAUCGACUUUCUUUCUGCUCGAAAAUUUUUGCAUAUCUUGAAGCAGCAAGAUUAG